Molecule: messenger RNA, 1763 nt
Organism: Cercospora beticola
Lineage: Eukaryota; Fungi; Ascomycota; Dothideomycetes; Mycosphaerellales; Mycosphaerellaceae
Gene: MAS1
Product: mitochondrial processing peptidase
Cellular component (GO): mitochondrion
Molecular function (GO): metal ion binding; metalloendopeptidase activity
Source: RefSeq, a predicted model, not a curated record
AGCGAGCUUUCACUUGGGCCGUCGAGACUCGCGAACACCGCAUCCACCACCGCUCCUCCCACACCACACCACAGGCCAUGGCAUCUCGAAGGCUGGCGCUGAGCCUGCAGUCGGGUCUCCGCGCCCAGCGCGCCAUCAACGCCGUCAAGGCCAGCAUCACCCGCCGGGCUCUGGCGACUCCUGUUAGCCAUGGAUCCACCACCGAAUCGACCACGCUGAGCAACGGCUUCACGAUCGCUACGGAAUACUCUCCUUAUGCGCAGACGUCCACCGUCGGCGUGUGGAUUGACGCCGGCUCGCGCGCAGAGACGGAUAAGACCAACGGCACCGCACACUUCCUCGAGCACUUGGCCUUCAAGGGCACACAAAAGCGCAGCCAGUCGCAGUUGGAGCUCGAGAUUGAGAACAUGGGUGGACACCUCAACGCCUACACAUCUCGCGAGAACACCGUCUACUACGCCAAGAGCUUCAACAGCGAUGUGCCCGCCUCCGUCGACAUCCUUGCCGAUAUCCUGCAGAACAGCAAGCUGGAGAACUCUGCCAUUGAGCGCGAGAGGGAUGUUAUCCUCCGCGAGCAGGAAGAGGUGGACAAGCAAUUAGAGGAGGUUGUCUUCGACCACUUGCACGCAACCGCCUUCCAGAACCAGGCCCUCGGCCGCACCAUCCUGGGUCCAAAGGAGAACAUUCUGAGCAUCCAGCGCAACGAUCUUGAGAACUAUAUCAAGACCAACUACACUGCUGACCGUAUGGUCCUUGUCGGUGCUGGUGGCGUCCCUCACGAUCAGAUGGUCCAGCUUGCUGAGAAGUACUUCGCCAACAUUCCAGCAUACAACCCCAACGCACAGAACAACGCUUUCCAGCGUGGUCUGGGCUCAAAGCCAGACUUUGUUGGAUCCGAGGUCAGGAUACGAGAUGACACGCUGCCUACUGCCAACAUCGCAAUUGCAGUUGAGGGUGUCAGCUGGAAGGACGAUGAUUACUUCACUGCGCUUGUAACACAGGCCAUUGUUGGGAACUGGGACCGCAGCAUGGGCAAUUCUCCAUACCUCGGCUCCAAGCUCUCGACCUUCGUCCACGACCACAAGCUCGCCAACUCUUUCAUGUCCUUCUCGACUUCAUACUCCGACACUGGUCUCUGGGGAAUUUACCUUGUGACCGAUGCCGUGACUCGCAUUGAUGAUCUUGUCCACUUCACCCUCCGCGAAUGGUCUCGUCUGUCUUUCAACGUCACUGAGGCCGAGACUGAGCGUGCCAAGCAGCAGCUCAAGGCAUCGAUCCUCCUCUCGCUCGACGGCACCACCGCAGUCGCGGAGGACAUUGGACGACAAAUCAUCACCACCGGCCGCCGACUUGCACCAGAGGAGGUUGAGCGAGUAGUCGGAGCCAUCACAGCCAAGGACGUCAUGCGAUUCGCACAAGAGAAGCUGUGGGAUCGUGAUAUUGCCGUCUCGGCUGUUGGACAAAUCGAGGGUCUACUCGACUACAACAGAAUCCGCAACGAUAUGAGCCGGAAUUUGUCAUAGACGAGGAGUGAUGAUAGAAGGGGGGUGGAGAAGGGGAGACAGAGGUGGUGUGUAGCAACAAAAAAGAGAAACACAGUGUAAUCUCAUAGAAACCACAUCUCCUCGAGGUCUAUCUUCGUCGAGAGCUGCUCAGCGCGCGCUGUUGAACGAAUGUAGAUUUUGUUGUGUAUAUUUAGCACAUUGUUUUGAGCUUCACCUUUUCCUUCGAGUCUAGGCCACUUCUGAGAUCGUCAGUAUUCA